AAGAUAACAAAAAUAUCAAAAAACCUGUCAUUGAUUUCACAUCCCAUGCUCACAGUCAAAUUAAUUCACUGAAUCCUCCUUCAUUAACAUUUUCUAGAUUAAUAAGGGUUUAUAGAGAUCUCGCAAAAGCAAGACUUGCAGCUCUUGUAAUAUUAACAACAAUGUGUGGGUAUGCUAUGGCUCCGAUGGCAACUGAUCUCACAUGUCUUUUUGCUACAACAGCAGGCACAGGAUUAUGUAUAGCUUCAGCAAAUACAUUUAAUCAAUUGAUGGAAGCACCAUAUGAUGCACAAAUGUCACGAACGAGGAAUCGUGUUCUUGUACGUAAGGUAAUUUCUCCUUUACAUGCAGCUUCUUUCGGAACGAUAACUGGAAUAUUGGGAGUUGGGAUAUUAUCUGCUAUGGUAAAUCCUUUAACAGCCAUUUUAGGUGCGUCCAAUAUUGUAUUAUAUACUUGUAUUUAUACUCCAAUGAAGCGUGUUUCUAUUGUAAAUACAUGGAUUGGAUCUAUUGUUGGUGCAAUUCCUCCAAUGAUGGGUUGGGCAGCUUGUACAAAUAGUUUGGAUCUUGGUGCAUGGGUAUUAGGUUCAAUUCUAUAUGCAUGGCAAUUUCCUCAUUUUAAUUCUCUUGCUUGGAAUAUGCGUUAUGAUUAUACCAAAGCUGGAUAUCACAUGAUGGUCAAUGCAAACCCUGCUUUAAAUAGUCGUGUUUCUUUAAGAUAUAGUUUAUUGUUAUUUCCUUUAUGUUAUAUUAUUCCUUAUAUUGAAAUGACAACUUGGUGGUUCGCAUUAGAUUCGACCAUAAUCAAUAGUGGACUUUUAUUAGGUGCAUUUAGAUUUUGGAAAAAUUCUAAUGACAAAACUGCAAGGGAUUUAUUUUUUGGGAGUCUCAUACAUUUACCUGUAAUAUUGGCAUUAAUGAUGGCUCAUAAAAAGAAUUGGAGAACAGAUAAUCAAAAAUAUGAUUUAGAAGAUAUUUCAGACACUGAAUUGAAAAACAUUACGAAAUAAAUUAAUUAUAAUUCCUUCUUUAAUUAAUUAUUUUAAAUCUCAUAUAUUGAAUUUUAUUGGUCCUUUGGUAGGUUUGUUGUAGUGUGUACAAACAGAACUUAAGCCAUAUUAUCUUUUACACAUUAACAAUUUCAUUUACAUUAAACAUUAAAAAAAUAAUAAUUUUGAAAUUUUUUAAAAUUUCUAAAGGAUGAUGAAAUUUAAUGUAAUGUCUUGACUUUU
Molecule: messenger RNA, 1232 nt
Organism: Rhizophagus irregularis DAOM 181602=DAOM 197198
Lineage: Eukaryota; Fungi; Glomeromycota; Glomeromycetes; Glomerales; Glomeraceae
Biological process (GO): heme A biosynthetic process
Cellular component (GO): mitochondrion; mitochondrial membrane
Molecular function (GO): protoheme IX farnesyltransferase activity
Source: RefSeq, a predicted model, not a curated record